Molecule: messenger RNA, 1431 nt
Organism: Daucus carota subsp. sativus
Lineage: Eukaryota; Viridiplantae; Streptophyta; Magnoliopsida; Apiales; Apiaceae
Exons: 1
Coding region: 1-1431 (476 amino acids)
Molecular function (GO): nucleic acid binding; RNA-DNA hybrid ribonuclease activity
Source: RefSeq, a predicted model, not a curated record
AUGAAUAACUCGAACCCAUUAGUGACUGCCAUAAUGAAGGCCAGUAUCUAUGCGAAUAGUGAUUUUCUAAAUGCUAACCUGGGAAAUAAUCCAAGUUAUACAUGGAGAAGCAUCAUGGCUGUACAAGAUAGUAUGAAGCAUGGGAGUAGAAGGAAAAUAGUUGAUGGAAAGGACACUCGGGUCUGGCAAAUUCCUUGGUUGCCGUGUCGUGUUGAUGGGUAUGUUACUACUGAUAUGCAACAGGAAUUGGCGAAUACCACAGUGCAUGGAUUGAUGAUAACUGGGAGUAGGAGUUGGGAUGAUGAUAUUCAGGAGGAUAUGUUUAAUGAGAGAGAUAGGCUUUUGAUUCAACAAAUACCUUUAUCUAGUCGUUUUACUGGACAUGAUGCUUGGUAUUGGAUUUGUGAUGAGAAAGGAGAGUUUACUGUUAGAAGCUGUUACAGACAAAUUCGAGGGGAACAGAUUUGUGAGAAUAGGACAUUUUGGAAGACGUUGUGGGGAAUUAAAUUACCAGGUAAAAUGUUGAAUUUUAUAUGGCGUGCUUGUUCAAAUGUAUUACCCACGACAACAGCACUGGCUAUUAAAAAUGUAGCGGUGAUGCAAUCAUGUUCAUGGUGCCAUGAGUAUAAUGAGGAUGCAGCUCAUGUAUUAUUCACAUGUUGUUUUGCAAAAGAGUUGUGGAAUAUGGUGGGAUUACAAAGAGUGGUUCCAGAUAGUGAAGGAGGGAAUGUGCUGCAAAUUCUUAAGCAAGCUUUUCAAACUAGUACUAAGCAGCAGUGUGCUCAAAUUGGUUUACUGUGUUGGAGUUUAUGGGUACGGCGAAAUAAUUGGGUAUGGGAGAGAAAAGCCAUGUCGGCUUUUGGGGUUAAUGCCAUGGCUGUAAACUUAUUCCAGGAAUGGAAAAGAGCUCAGGAGGAUGUUUCUACGAGCAACAGACAACCCCGGAUGCAGCAGUGGUGCAAACCGCCACCAGGGUGGAUUGAAAUCAACAUUGACGCCUCUUGUCAAGUUGAUUAUGACUUCAUUGGAGCGGGAUGUGUAGUUCAGGAUGAGAAUGGAUGUUUUAUGCGUGCACGUACUUGUCAGAUUAGAGGCAGAAUGCAAGCAAAGGAAGGGGAAGCCAGACGUCUCAGAGAAGCAUUACUUUGGAUCAGGCAAUGGAGAAACACGAAGUGCAUUUUCGAGACGGACACCAAGAUAUUGGUUGAUGUUAUUCAUGGAGACAAGGGAAAUUCCAUUUUUCAUACAAUUGUUGAAGAUUGUGUGGAAAUUCUUAAACACUUUGAGGAAGUGUUAGUUGUUUUUACUAAAAGAUCUGCGAAUAAGGUAGCACAUUUGUUAGCUCAAGCUACUUAUUCUGUGCCAGAUCCUAUGGAGUGGUAUAAUACUGCUCCAGAUUUUAUUUGUAAUCUAAUUAUGGAGGAGAGUUAA